Molecule: messenger RNA, 6334 nt
Organism: Ictalurus punctatus (channel catfish)
Lineage: Eukaryota; Metazoa; Chordata; Actinopteri; Siluriformes; Ictaluridae
Gene: b4galnt1b
Product: beta-1,4-N-acetyl-galactosaminyl transferase 1b
Exons: 12
Coding region: 351-1952 (533 amino acids)
Biological process (GO): ganglioside biosynthetic process
Cellular component (GO): Golgi membrane
Molecular function (GO): hexosyltransferase activity
Source: RefSeq, a predicted model, not a curated record
GUGUGGAUCUCCACGGUUGGUUCUUCCUCCGCUCCUCCCGGGCUGCGGUCAGCGUUCCCUUCUCCAUCGGAAUGAUUCUACGCCAGAGGAGCGACUUUCCUCCUCCUGCAUCAUCCACCUCUCUCUGCUCCUCCACCCUAUCCUCCUGUUCCUCACCGGCUGCUGUUUCCUCUGCAGGCUCGGAUUUAGGUUCAUCACAGGAGUCGAUUUAAAACGCAUUUAAAGCAGAUGUGCCGAGCCCGACUUCAGCCUCCUUCUCUCUGGUCUGAAUUCUGCAAAUCAGUGAAGUGGGUCUUCAGGAACAGCGAUGGCAUCCUGCACGUCUCGAACUGACACCAUACAAUUGUAGAAUGCAUUCUCUGCUGAAGACGGUGUUGUUAGCGCUGAUAGCGUCGGUGGUGCUGCUGAUGGCCGUGCUGCACUCAUGGCCCACUCGAGCCUACAGCACCGUGGACGUACGACAGAGGCCCGGUUCGGGAGUCGAGCGGCUGCUGGAGGAGAGACUUCCCGAUCCAGACCCAAGCACCGGCUCCAUCCCGUACCGUGUGAAAGAGAACGUCGCAGGGCUUCUGGCUCGUAAUGGCUGUGUGUGUGAGGGUGAGAAGGCCAGCGUGAAUUUACCUUUCGCCAAACUGCUGUUCCCACGGGUGUCUGCCCACCCGCUGCACACUGCCUUCCAGCCUUCUCAGCUCGAUGAAAUGAAGAGACGCCGUGCCAAAGAGUACCAAGGCUUCCAAAUGAGGUCACAGACCCCUGCUGAUUUACUGAUCGUAGCUGAAGCUAACAGCCCGCUACAGUAUCCGACGCAGGGUGUGGAGGUGCGGCCGCUCAAGACUAUUCUUAUACCAGGAUUGGCCUUAAAAGACCUGCCAAGAGACGUUUACACUCUGAAUUUCUCGGCAUCUCUCGGUACGUUUAACGUCGCCGGAGAGGUCGAAGGGGUAAAGGUCAGAGGUGAUGGUGAGAUGCACAUGACGCUGGCCAGCUUCCUGUUACCCAACCUGAACCGCCAGCUUCAGUUCAUCACGUACACAAACACACUGUUCCACCCCAGCACCGCCGACACAGUGCAGUUAGAGACAGAGGGGCAUCAGGCUCUUUUCACCGUCAAAAUCCGUCACGGCGUGACCCCCAAACUGUACAACACAGGCUCCGACGGAGAUAAAGCGGAGUACAACAUCAGUGCUCUUGUGACGAUCGCCACCAAAACCUUCCUGCGCUAUAACAAGCUCCAGGACCUGAUUGACAGCAUACGGCUCUACUACCCCACUGUUACCAUAGUGAUAGCCGACGACAGCGAAAACCCCAGGGUGGUGUCCGGCCCGUACAUCGAGCAUUACAUCAUGCCCUUCGGAAAGGGUUGGUUUGCAGGUCGUAAUCUGGCCGUGUCCCAGGUCACCACCAAGUACGUGCUGUGGGUGGACGACGAUUUCAUCUUCACUGCCAACACCAAGCUGGAGAAACUGGUGGACGUUCUGGAGAAGACCACUCUCGACCUGGUGGGCGGUGCUGUGCGUGAAGCUACAGGCUACACCUCCACCUACAGGCAGACCAUCUCUAUCGAAGCCGGAGAGGAGGAUGGAGAUUGUCUCCACAUGAGACGAGGUUUCCAUCACAUCAUCCAGGGCUUCCCCAACUGCGUGGUCACUGACGGAGUCAUCAACUUUUUCCUGGCUCGGACAGACAAGGUUCGACAGGUGGGCUUCGAUCCCCGGCUGGCUCGCGUCGCCCACCUCGAGUUUUUCAUAGAUGGCCUGGGUUUGCUCCACGUUGGCUCGUGUGAUGAUGUCAUCGUGAACCACGCCACCAAGAUCAAGCUUCCAUGGGGUCAAUCAGAGAGCGACAAAGCCUACGCAAAGUUCCGUUACCCUCCGGCCUCUUCGGACGCCACGCGUACGAAAAACGGCCUCUUGUACUUCAAAAACCGCUUCCAGUGUCUCACACACAACUGAACACCCACCUCACCUCACCUCACCUCACCCUCCUAUCCCUGGCUCUGUCUUCCUCUCCCAAAAGACUUCUCUUUUUUUGUGAGUAGCUAAAGAGAGUCUUUGAGGGGACUCGGGGGUCAUGUGGGGUCGUCUACGCCGUCACUUCCCUCAUUUUAGCGUGGGAACGAAAAAAUAUAUAGUCUCCUCCAUUUGGAGGCGCCUUAACGUCGUUAAAAUGUGACUGACGGCUGAGAGAUAACGGUCACGAGUUUGUUUAGUUUUAAAAAGAAGUUAAGAUUAUAUCGGUGUUCUGUUUUGUUUGAAUGUUUUAUUUUUUUGAGAGACUUUAGCUACAGACACAUUUCUAUGUUUCUACGUCUCAAGUGCUCGUUGAUUCUCUUCCGCCAGUCACGGUUAAAGAUCGUUCCUCUAGAUGUUUUUAAGGGAAACUUUGAAUUGAAUUUCCUUCACGAUGACUGACGGAAAGAAAGAGGGAAAGAAACUUCUUUAUUUGAAGCUGAAACGCUAUAAAAGUUAAAAUUUGGACGAUGGACACUUUUUUCUUUUUUACCCUUAAGCACCGAAAAGAAGCUCUCGAAGGUGCAGUCUGUGAUUCGAGUUAAGCCCUGCCCUCAUAAAGACACGCCCCCAAACCAAGACUAGAAUGCCUGAGUGCAAAUACGAGAGGCGGAGCUUCCUGAAUUCCUGACGGGCAAGUAGAGACGCCUCCUUGUCCUGAUUGGUCGAUGUUGGUGGUCCAUAUCAUGUGUUUACAGUCUGAGGAGAAACCAGACAUUACACAUCACUGAGCGCAGCUUUAACAGCACUUCACUGACACUUUCUUUUGAAUUACAUUGUGUGUGUACGUUAGUGUAUGCGUGUGUACGCGUGUGUAUGCGUGUGUACGUGUGUGUACGUGUGUGUUCGUGUGUGUGUACGUUUGUGCUUGAGGGUCUUCUCUCCAAAUGUUUGCACUAAAACAAAUAGACACACUGGAGAGAUCACACCCCAGGUUCCUUCAGUAGGACAUGAACAGACCUGGCCCUUCUUCACCCGUGUUUCAGGAACCAGUCCAUGAUCAGAUAUUUCCAUUACUGAGUGAGUCAUACUGUAACUAACGGCCUCUGCUGGAGCUAUAUGUGGGCAGAGCUAAACAGUUAUCGGUUUAACAUCAUUCCAAGAAAUACGAUAAAGAUCAUUUUGACAGAAUAAUGAAGUUAUAUUUAAAAAUGGCAGUAAUUUAAAUGAUCUUUGAAUUGAAAUAGAUAAUAAAACAGAUCGUGUCCCUGGGGUUUACAUCACUGCCCUGGUAUUCGGGUUAUAGAAACUACUGUUUUUAUUUAUUUAUUUUUAACCUUAGCAGUGCUUGCUAAUUGUUAACAACCUUGUUACUGGAAAAUGUUAUAAAUGAGAUAGCUGUGAUGACAUUACUUAUAGCAAAGCCACUAAAAGAAAUCAGAUUAGUGAGUGACUCAUGUAGAGUUUCAAAUUGUUGUUCAAAACCUGGAUUAUUUAUUUAUUUAUUUUCCGAUAUCAGAUUGUUUUGCACAGUGUCCUCUGUUGCCAUAGGAACAGCAAUAUCUGGAGUACAUCAUACAGAGAUGGAAGGUCCAGGUCAUCUCUGCCAGGUUUCUACUCAUUAAAUGUGUUUGAUGGAGUCUGUGAUGGAGGAUGGGAGAUGUUUGUAUGGGAUUAGUUUGACAUAGCUCUGGGAUUUGAGAUCCUUCCAGAUCUCUACUGCUUCUGUAAACUGAGCAGUAGAAUGAACCGCAGGUAAUAUACGGUAUCAUCGUACGUCCCGUCUGAAUGGGCGUGUCGGUAGAGAUCGUGUUACGUUCCUUGGGAAAAGGAGCUUUUGCUUUUUUCUUCAGUAUAAAGUCGCUCCAGGAAGAGCUCGUCUCUCUUCUUCUUCUUUUUUUUAAAUCGAAAAACAAAAUGAAACCGCGUUUAAAAAUGUAAAACUGUCAAUCACAGACAGUGUUUAAAAGGGCGUGUCCAAGACGCAAUGCUUCCUAGUUCUUGAGCUCCUAGCACAGGUACAGAUUACAGAUAUGUCAUUAUGCUCAUGUGAUUUACUAAUGAGCACGGGCAACUUGUCUGGCCACGCCCCUUACAACAAGCGUUUAUAAUAAAGGACUAAAGAACAGUUUGUAUAAGUGUAAAAUGAGGGAUGUGUGUGUAGUACGCAUGGGAUUUUUUAGAUGAUGAAGACAAGCCCGUUUCUGUGAUUUAUACAGAGAUACACACUAAUCCCAUGUGAAUCGAUUAACAGACAUAAAGUCUCAAAAACAAAUCCAUCCAGAUACUGACAUCAGGUUUACCGUAAGAUUAAGCAAGUGCUAACACUACCAUCGUAUCAGAAAUGAUCUCCCUGUGUUUCAGCCUCCAGACGAAUUCGUUCUGCUGGCACGGGUGCUGUGAUAUGAUGGGAAACAGACACAGGAACUCGGUCAUGCUAUGGCUGGGUCUACACUGGGACGCGUAACCCCACUGCACUGUCCUGUGGAUACUCAGACAGAGGAUCUGUAGACGGGAACUGUCUUUGAUUUGUCAGUCUCGUCUCGGGGAACUGUGUUUAUUCGUCAGAAUGCAGCCUUCCCUCACAGGACUGAAGCACGCAGUCCCGUUUCCCAGAUGCACAUUUAAAAACCCUGUUUUUCCUUUCUGUAACUCAGUUUGAUACCUGAAAGUCUCCGUGCCACUUCAAAAUCCAAAAUUAAACCCCUAACGUCCUCAGUUGUGGUAGUCCAAGUGGUCUGGGGAGCAACAGGGGCCUUUAAUUACAGUGGUGCAGCAUUAUAAACAUUAUUAUAAUUUAAAUAAUAAUAAUUAUUAGCCUGUUCACAUGGACUGGUCACAUGACUCAAACACAUAACUUCUAAAUUAUGUUUACUUGAAUCUGCAAUUUGAUUAAAAACAUGUUCUGUGGGUGAAGAUCAGGAAUAAAAAGCUUUAUGGCUACAGUAUCAGAAAUAUUAGUGUGUACGUUUAAAUAACGAGUAUGAUAUUGAAAGUAGUUAAAUUGUGUCCUGGUGCAGGUCCGUGGAAGUUAUUUUGCUGUGUCCCUGGCUGCAAAAGGUUUGAGAAGCCCUGCGUAUAGAAAAAGAAAAGCGCUAAGCACACCAUCAGACACCUGGGGGCGCUGAUCACAAAGAUUUUAUGGUAAAACUUUUUGACCACACUGGAGCCACGCCCCUUUGAUUUGUGUUGGAAGAUGUCAACAUUCUUGUUAAGAUGAUUUAAGUGACUUGUGUUUGUUUAUACGUGGUUAUUGAGAAGUCCUGUUUAAUUCGUUUUUGGCGGGUUAAAUUGUUAAUUUAUGCUAAUUUAGAAUCUGUUAGACUAAAACCUUGACCUUUCACACGUGUACUUCUGGACAGCUGCUGGUUUGUAUUUUACCAAUUGUUUGUUACACCAAAAACAACAACAAAAAACAAACAAAACAAAAAAAAAAAAAAACAAAGAAGACAGUUAUGCAAUGAAUAGGAUUUAUUUAUUGAUUUAUUUAUUGAUUUAUUUAUUGAUUUAUUUAUUGUGCCAUGCAGUGCAUUUCCUGUUCAUGUCUCCUCAAAAUAUACAAAAGUAAGGAGCAGGAAUUAAAGGAAAGAAUUCCAAAAGAAACACAACUUUGAGGGAACUUUUAUGAGAGGCUCCUGUGGCUGUGGAUAACCCGAGCUGGACAGAGUGGUGAGAGCUUGGGAUGGACUCUAGAGAUGGUGCUGAAUGCAGUUUAAACUCCACACAUGGUCCUGUGAACUCACUUCCUGUCUGUGUGUGCAUGCGUCCAUUCUUUUCACCACUAGGUGGCGAUACAUAAAAAAAGAACACUCCAAACACCACCCCCCCCCCACGCCCCCACCGGGAGAGAAAAGCAACAACAGCAACGAAAUAUCACUCAUCCUAUUUUUUGUGAAUGUUUAAGAUCCUCUGGAACUGUUACCGAAUGAGAUAAAAAAUUUUAAAUCUCUUGGCCCUGCUGAAUUUUUUAUUUUGUAAAUGUUUUUUUUUUUUUUUUGGCAAACUUCAUAAGAAAGCAGUGCAUAUGAUGAUAUUGAUUAGUACAGAUACAUGAAAACAUCUGUGAGUAUUUUCAGACUUGUUUAUGCAGAAAUUCAGGGGUAACAACUACAAUAAAACACAAAACGAAUCCAUAAAAAAGUGGGAAUUUAAACAUUUAGACAAAGGAACGCUCUCAGAGUUGUGCAACAGCACAUCAUCACUCUGAUUUUUACUAAAGUCCCAUUUUAAUCUAAAAGAAAAAUUUUCUCAGCACUUCUGUGUAACGUUACAUUCACACUAGCGAGAGACCAGUCGCUUGUGUAGUUUGUAGUUGAUCUCUUGUGGGCGUGGCCUGUCCAAUUAUUAUUAUUAUUUUUUAGUUCUGAUGAGAAAGUAGCAGAUGA